AUGGCCACAGCGAGUAAACGCGAGGAAGAGAACUUAGAAUUAAAAGUGUGCUGUAUUUGUUUGGAACAUUACAAGACUCCGAGAUGUUUACCGUGUUCACACUCGUUUUGUGAAGCCUGUUUAUCAGGUCAUAUCCAGUCGUCAUGUUCUGAUUUUAAUCCUCCAUUAGGAUUUCCAUGUCCCCUCUGUCAAGUUUUUGUGCCGGCACCCGGGAGGUUUGCUCAGUAUUCGUUUAACGACUGGGCCAAGAUCUUCCCAGAGAAUAAAUUCCUCGCUUCCAUCGCUGUGAAUGAUGCCAGUUUGACGUCCAUUCCUUGUCAUCCUUGUAAAGAAGAUGGAGAAGAUGCGCGGGGAACUAGCUGGUGCGUGGAGUGUUCCGAUGUUCUUUGUGAUGAAUGUGCUAAGUAUCACCGGAGAGCCCGUCCCUGUCGUCAUCACGAAGUAGUCUCACUCACUAAUAUAUCCCAGACGCUCUCACAGAAUUACCCAGGACUAGAGAACUGCGAGACCCACGAGGGUCGAAAAAUUGAGGCGCUUUGUGAAAAUCACCUCGCUCCCUGUUGUGCUCUUUGUGUUAUUAAAGAACAUGGCGGUUGUUCCAGCCUUUGUCAGAUAGAGGAAGCUGCCGAGAAACUCCUAGGAACCGAUAAUGUCAAGAAUUUACAAGACGAUGUAAAGGAGUUAUGUACAGAUGUAGAGGGAAUAAUAAAAAGAAACAAAGUUAACAUAGAUAAGAUUGAUGAUGUAUCUGACAGAUUCACGAAAGAAAUUUCAGACGCAACAGCGGCAAUCAUUCAAGCUGUUAAGAAUUUAGAAGAAACACAUUUGGAUGAACUUGCAAAAUCGUGCAAAGAAUCAAAAUCCAAACUUGAAAAAUCAAUUAAAUGUCUUGAACAGAGGCUACAAUACCUUCAUUAUUGGGGGAAAAUAUUACAGAGGAAUUUUUCAACUGACAUAAACCCGAAAAUCUGUUCAGUUUUAACCUACAGUAAAACGAAACAUAUUUAUGAAAAUUUGAGAAGAUUGGAAUACACACAACUAAAAAUAUCUGUAAAAACUGAAUUACACGACGACGUACGGAAGCUAAUUGAUUUACCGUCCUUAGCAGCAAUCACCACGACUGAAUAUCAAAACCCUGUUAUGCUAUAUAGUGUGAUCAAAUUAAAGAAUGCUGAAGUAAAACAAGUUUCUAAUUUCAAGGUUUAUGGUACCGACUUCUACGGUGGAGUUUUCCUACAGAAUGACCAAUUAUUGCUGGCGGAUUAUUCAAGGGAGAAAUGUAUACUAUACAGCAUAGAUGGUGUUAUUCUGCACAGUAUAUCUACGGGUGGAAGUCCGUGGGGUGUGUGUGCCAUUGGAGAAAAUGAUGUUCUUGUUGGACUCCCCGAUGACAGAAAAAUAUUAAGACUAUCUCAUUCACUUCAAAACUUACAAACCGUACAAGUUGAUAGUAAAUGUUAUGGAAUAUCGACAUUUGGAAAUACGAUUGCCAUAGGAAAUCGUGAUUCUGUUGAAAUAUUUGACAGUAGAUUCCAGAAGGUCAGAUAUUCAAAUAAUUUAUCUCAUACUGAUGAUGUAGCAGUCGAUGAUGAGGAAAAUGUCAUCUAUUCUAGUCAUGACGAGUCUACAGUCAGAAAAGUGGACAGAAAGGGAAACAUCUUAUUCACUUACAGUCAUGAAGAAUUAAAAAAGCCUUUUGGACUAACAGUAGACAGGGUUGGGAAUAUAUACGUAAAUGGAUUUAAAAGCAACAAUGUUCACAUACUGUCUAGGAGUGGUGAGGUUGUGAGAAUUCUGAACGGAGUGGUGACAAGUCCGAUGUGUAUUAACAUCCAGGAGGAAGGGAACAGAUUCUUUGUCAUUGAGAUAGGAGGGAGGGUCAGAUGUUUAAAUGAUUUACUCGCUACUGAUGAUGUAGCAGUCGAUGAUGAGGAAAGCGUCAUUUACUCUAGUCACGACAGAGACCUCCUGAUAAUGGGCUAUGUACUGUACUUUACCAGUACGCGAUCCGUGACUAUGGCGGACCAAGUGAAGUUUCCUUACUGCCGAGCCGUGAUGUAUGAAGUUCUGCGUGUCUCUGAUAACGUCGUCAUCCCUCCUGUACACACAUUUUCAGAGGACAUCGAGGUCAAAGGUUUCACGCUGCCAACAGAUGCUUGGUUGAUGCCGGUAUUAAGCACCGUCCACCUGGACCCGGCUAUUUUUCCCGAACCAGAGAAAUUUAAACCAGAGCGAUUUCUGAACGAGAAUGGGGAACUGACUGGUUAUGAAAAGGUGGACGCUACAUUUUCGCUAGGCCCGCGAGAUUGUUUAGCCAAGAACCUGGGUAAAAUGGAAAUAUUUCUUUUCCUUACAACACUGGUACAGAACUAUGAUAUUGAAAACGAGGCCGGGAAACCCUUACCCUCUCUGGGUGGGAUGUCAAGAGGAUUUCGUAGAGCCAUUCCCUACGAAGUUUGUUUGAAAAAGAGAAACUUAAUCAACGGGCGAUAA
Ostrea edulis (European flat oyster) is the source of this 2493-nucleotide messenger RNA. RefSeq names its product tripartite motif-containing protein 3-like. NCBI's taxonomy places the organism in Eukaryota, Metazoa, Mollusca, Bivalvia, Ostreida, Ostreidae. The transcript is spliced from 5 exons. Gene Ontology annotation, cellular component: intracellular membrane-bounded organelle; cytoplasm. The record is from RefSeq and is a predicted model, not a curated record. Gene Ontology annotation, molecular function: zinc ion binding; iron ion binding; heme binding. Gene Ontology annotation, biological process: xenobiotic metabolic process. Bases 1 to 2493 code for a protein of 830 amino acids.